This is a messenger RNA of Momordica charantia (bitter melon), 816 nucleotides long. RefSeq names its product transcription factor/transcription regulator. Gene Ontology annotation, biological process: regulation of DNA-templated transcription. NCBI's taxonomy places the organism in Eukaryota, Viridiplantae, Streptophyta, Magnoliopsida, Cucurbitales, Cucurbitaceae. The record is from RefSeq and is a predicted model, not a curated record.
CUUUCCUUUGUUUCAAAAAAUUCUCAAGUCCCAUGCUCCAUUUCUUUUCCUACUUAAAAACUCUCCCCUCUCCCCUCUCUCUUCCCCAAACCCACCAUUUUUCUUUCCCCAACUUCUUCAUUUCUAGGUCAAAUUCUCAAGCUUUUUCCACUCUCUCUCUCUCUCAUCCCUUUUUAUUUUGAAUGGGAAGGCAAAUUGUGAGAAAAAGAAGAAGGGUAUUUUCCCUAGAACCAAACAAGCUGGUGUACAUCAUGUUUGCAAGAAACUAUGCCAAAAAUUUGAUGGCUUCUUUGUCAAAAAUCUCUCCAAAUCAUCAAAAUUUGCAGAAAGUUGUGAAGUUUGAAGUGGACAUGGCAAUGGCUUUAUCUGCUUCAGAAUUUGCAUGGGGCCAUGCUCUCAAACAAAAGCUUCUUCAGAAACAAGAAAAUGGCAAUGGCAAUGGGCGCAAUAGCUUUGAUUUCUCCCUCCAAACACUGAAAUUUUCUCGAGAAAAAGAAGAAGAAGAAGAAGAAGAUAAGAAGAAGAUGGAAAAUGGAUUGGUGAAGCUAAGGAAGAUCUUACCAGGUGGUGAAAAUAAUAAUGAUAGUAAUGGAGAUUUGUUGGAAGAAGAUGAUUUGUUGAAACAAACUGAGAGUUAUAUUAAAUGUCUUGAGUUGCAGGUGAAUGUUCUUAGAUGUUUGGUUGAUACAAACACAGAUUGAUUUUUUUUUUUUUUCUUUUUCAUUUCUUAUGUGGAAAGAAAAAGAAGCAACAUAUAUGGAUUUGCAGGGGUAUCAAUUUAAUAUGUUAUAUAUUUAAUUUCUCUCUUUUGGUGUA